Molecule: messenger RNA, 2001 nt
Organism: Pocillopora meandrina
Lineage: Eukaryota; Metazoa; Cnidaria; Anthozoa; Scleractinia; Pocilloporidae
Source: the annotation of a GenBank genome assembly
AUGAAUGACGACGAAGGAAUCGACUUUCGUAAACUUGAAAAGGAGCUUGCUUUAGCUGUGGAAGCGGACGAAAAAUAUCUUCGUGAGAGCGAUGCGAAAUUUCGAGCUGUGAACCAGAGAGUUGGUAGCUAUGAAGAGUUUCGAGACAUUGUUAGCGCAGCUCAUUUGAAACCUUUGGAGAGAAAAGAUAUUACAGGUUUGUGAAGGGGGACUAGUUUAAGUAUGUCCCUCAAUACUGGAUAAGAUCAAGUGAUGGGAAAAAUUCCCAUAUUUAUUUUGUAUAUAUUUUUUUCCUUUUGUUUAAAACUGACUUGCAGUUUAGUUGGGCGAGAUUGACUCCAAGGUCUCAGAGUAUUUGCUUCUAUGAAGAACCUCUGAGAUUCACAAAAACGUUAAACUGUGUAAUUCCUUUGGGUGGCGGAGAAAUUUGGCUGGGUCUCCCUGAGUCUAUUGUUCCUCCAUGUUUUCAGUUGUCACCACAGACCCAGAGCAUAGCAUACUGGGUACUUGCUAUGUGUGUAUUGGCAAGGUUACUGAACAGCACCUUUAAUUUCAGGGGGACCAACUGAGGCCAUACAUAUGCACCCAUCAUUGGUUUGCCCCAGGAUGGGGAGGUGGAAAACCCCAGGGGUAUUAAACAUUUUCAGGUUUUCAAAAGUCAUUUUUUCCACAUCUGGGUGUCCAUUAUGUGUCAAAAUUCUGACCCUGAGGACCAUAUACAGUACAAAUUUCAACAGAAAAAUUUUGUCUCCAAUUUCACUUGGUCUUCCAAGAUGGUGGCCAGGUCAAAUUCCUGACCCUGAGACUUUGCAUAAAUUUCAUAAGGGGGUCCUGUCUGUGAUUUCCCAUAGGCAACCCUCAUCCUGGGUAUUAAAACCAUUGAUAGGUGCAGUAAUGUAACUGAACAUAAUGAAGUCAGAGUAAGCUUAAGCAGGAUAACUCUUGUGGCACAUGGUCAGACUUGUCUGGCAUUGAUCUUUCUUUGCAGAAGUUUAAUUCUUUUAACCAAAGAAGUGUAACGGACUUGUAACCCAGUUACUGAAAAUUAUGUUGAAUUACACUUCAACAGGUGAAAAUACACGCAAACAACCCUGGAAUCCACAUGCUCAAGGCAAGUCACAGACAGUGGUAGCAACACCAACAGCACAAAGUGCCACAUUGUCUACUUCAUCAAAAAAUCCUAAAACUGCUCAUGAAUUCACCAAAAUUUGGAAACGUUACUGCAAAACAGAAGAGGAAAAAUACCAACUUUUGUUAAAACUUGGAGGCAACGAGCUCAGAACAAUUUUCAAGGGAGAGAUAAGUAUGGGGCUAUUAGGAGAAUUUCUCCUGAUUCUUAACAAUUGUCUGAACGAAAAGGACUCUAGUGAUAUUUUUAACAUCCUAACAGGACUUUCUAAGACAAACAGAUUUGAGCUUUCUCUAAAGUUUCUUGGGAAGAAAGAAAAAAAUGCAGCAUCUAGUCUCAUCAAAAGACUGGAAGAUGUGAUCUCCAGUAGAGAAACUUUGGACAAAGAAGGGAAGAAGAAAAGAGAAAAGACUCAAGAGGACUUUUAGAGCUGAGUGAAAUAUAUGGCGUUACCAUGGCAAGUUGAUCAGCAGCAUUCACUUUCAAAGCUCUAUAAACUAAGACUCCUCCCUGUAACAUUAAAAGUCUCUAUUUACCACAAGGUUAUGUAAUGUUUAUUCAUGGAACUUGAAAUAAGACAAUCAUUGUAACACUUUGCAGAAAAAAAAACUGAGGGUGCUUCAGUAAAUACUGAAUUCUGCACAGCGUUAGCCCAUUGUCUCAAUCAGAGUUAUGCUUCUGCUGUGCUAUAGUCUAACCUAAAUUUGUAAUUGCAAUUAAGUUUGGCAUGCUGGAAGCACAAUGUCUGAACUGGGCCCUAAAGAAAUACAGUUGAACCUGUAUUGGGUGAGACAAUGUUAAGUGGUUACCCUGUGCUAAGCAGUCAGUUGUCAGUCCCAAAAUUCUGUGCAGUAAAAUGCAGUUUAAUGGAG